Messenger RNA from Cloeon dipterum, 933 nucleotides. RefSeq lists its product as uncharacterized. The record is from RefSeq and is a predicted model, not a curated record. The coding region runs from base 150 to 527 and encodes 125 amino acids. NCBI's taxonomy places the organism in Eukaryota, Metazoa, Arthropoda, Insecta, Ephemeroptera, Baetidae. The transcript has 5 exons.
UUACUCACGCAGCCAGGUCCAUAAUAAGACAAGAAACACACCUUGACGGGGCCUCCAUGUUGUAAGAAGAAGUCUCUCGAUUGCUGCCACUCUAAUCUGACGCGGAUUUUGGAAAUUCGACUGUGAUCUCUGCUCUUCAACCUACAACCAUGGCUCGCCUUGCACUGUCUCUACUAGUAAUCACCUUGGUCGCGUUCAGCAGCGUCGAGGCCAACAAGUCGACGAAAAAAGUGAGCGGCAAAGACAUGAUGCGCAAAAGCAUUGUCUUCGACAAAGCUACGCCGGGCGUGUUCUACUGUCCUCAGCAGAAGCCGACCGGAAUCGAUAAAAUGAUCGUGUCCGCCCGACCGCUGGACAAGCUGUGCGAGUUUGGCGGCGGAAGCAAGCCGGCCGACUACAAGAGCGACUGCUACAACGACGUCGACGAGACCGAAUUCGCGUGCAAGGAAAAGAAGAGGAUCAUGAAACGACUGGACAAGAGUGCAGAAGAGCCGGAUUAUGAUGCGCCUCAAUCCUCCAGGCAGUGAGAACGACAUCAGAAAAAAGUGAAUUUUGCCCCACAAAAACUUUCUCCUUGCCUCUCUACUUCUGCUCUUGCCUCUCCCGACCGCGUUGCUGGCCAAAAAGCGCGUUUUCUGCAUGACACACACGCUCCUCUAUUAUUUCCUUAAUGUCGCAGAGUCCCAACGAGACGAAUAAAAAAAGGAACUUCGUUGGACCUCGUGUAUAGGGCUUUUAUAUUUAGGACAAACUGUAAAUAAUUGCUGCUUUUUGCGUAAAUUAUUACCUUUGUCCGCCUUAUACAAAUUCAUUGCUGACAGACGACAAACCUGUAGCAAAAAAGCAAAUAUACUAAUUUAUUUAAAAGAUUUUUGUGAUCUGCUAGAAGCUAAUAUAAUGACGAAAUAAAUUUUAUUGCUUGUGUUAACUCAA